Molecule: messenger RNA, 5858 nt
Organism: Lates calcarifer (barramundi perch)
Lineage: Eukaryota; Metazoa; Chordata; Actinopteri; Centropomidae
Product: polypyrimidine tract-binding protein 1
Exons: 14
Coding region: 1575-3101 (508 amino acids)
Biological process (GO): regulation of RNA splicing; mRNA processing; regulation of cell differentiation
Cellular component (GO): nucleus
Molecular function (GO): mRNA binding
Source: RefSeq, a predicted model, not a curated record
UCUCUGCAGCUCUGAUUAAACCCUCCACAGCCUGUGGUCAGAAUAUCCACAGGUGGAGCUCCUCUCUAACACCUGCUGACAGGUGAGGACGAUUCAGGUCCUGACAGACGGUCUGCAGACCUGGUCUUUGUGUGGUGGUCAGCCUGAGGGCGGCGGCGCUCAGCAGCUGGUCUCUCUGCAGACACAGAUACUCUACAGCUCAGGUUCCUCUCCAUUAUUCAUCAUGUAAGAAGAUCUGAGCUCUGUUCACUGCACAACAACACCUGUGUGCUCAGGUUCCUCCGACAGGAGCACACCACCACCAUCAUCAGUAUGUAGUGAUGAUGAAGAUCAGCAGAUACUCACCUGUGAGGAGCAGCCAGGUGAAACCAUGAAUCAGCUGUUAACUCGCCUGCAGAGAGGACCAGGUCUUUACUCCACAUCAGACCAGACCAGGUUUAAUGUCUGUAAAUAAAGACCAUCAGGAGGCUUUUAUUGUGAAGCAGCUACAGGAAACUGUGACUUACUGAGUGAGUGUGUGGUUCAGGAUCUGUGUAGACCAGGACCAGGACCAAGACUCUGUGAUGUGGUGUGUCUGCUGAAUGAGGCUCAGCCUGUUUGUCUGCAUCUGGUUUUCAUUGAGCUCCACAGCACAGGAAUUCACCCCCGCCUGCUGCCUGCUGGGGGGUGGGGUGGGGGGUUAGUCUAAUGAGGGCGGGUCAGACUGAAGCUGGUGUGGGACCUGUCAGGAUUUAGUUUCAGUUCAGGAUCACCUCCUCCACGUCGUCCUGUCUCCCCCUGUACACUGGGACUCUGUGCUGCCCUCUGGUGGCUGCAACAGGAGCACACCUGUUGGUGAAGCUCUCACAGGUUCUUGGACCGUGGUUCUGUCCAGCGACCCCGUCCAGGUCUCCUCCAGUGCAGAUCAGAACCAGUGACAGCAGACCACUGCAGCUCUUCUCUGUCACACCCGAGGACCGGGACACACCCACUGAUGAUGUCACAGUCACACCUGAUGUUCUCUGACUCUGCAGGAUCAGAACCAGUUCUGGUCCAGAUGAUCUGAAUGGUUCAGAUUUUAGUUCAGUCUGGACAGAAUCGAGUCUUCAGACAUCUCAGAUCCUGAAACAUAUUUCACCACUGAACAGCUCUUAAAGCUUCUGCUGCGUUCAAGUUCUUCUCUGAAGUCGGAAUUUCAGAGUUCCCAGUCUGAAGUUUGAACUGAAGUCGGAUUUCCAGCUCAGAAAGUGAAGUUAGUUUCAAAGAUCUCCCCUGCUCCUCUGAGCUUCAGGUGCAGCAGAUCAAACACAGUAAUUCCUGUGAGCGUCCAUGUUUCUCUGACUCAGAGGAGACGUCAAAUCAGUUCAGAAACGAAACAUUAGGAACAAAUCUGCGCCUCAUGACUUUAAAACCUGAAAGAUAAAUGAUGGAGUUUUGUGGAUCUGAGCAGGUAGACAGGUUGUGUCUGAGGUCGACCUGCUGAUGACGUGUAUCUCAUCUCUCAAUCUGAUAGUCUUAGACUGAGACCAGGACUCUGUCAGACUCAGAGAGGAUCUGACGAGCUUUUCUCCAGCGUCUCCAACGGCCCGUAUAUCAUGAGCACCACAGCCAAUGGCAACGACAGUAAGAAGUUCAAGGGUGACAUAAGAGGUCCCGGGGUGCCGUCCAGGGUCAUCCACAUCCGUAAGCUUCCCAACGACAUCACAGAGACCGAGGUGAUCAGCCUGGGUCUGCCCUUCGGAGACGUCACCAACCUGCUGAUGCUCAAAGCCAAAAACCAGGCCUUCUUAGAGAUGAGCUCAGAGGAAGCAGCUCAGAACAUGGUGGGUUAUUACUCCACGGUGAUGCCCGUCAUCAGACACCACCCGGUCUACGUCCAGUUCUCCAACCACAAGGAGCUGAAGACGGACAACUCCCCGAACCAGGAGAGGGCUCAGGCGGCUCUCAGGGCUCUCAGUACGUCUCACGUGGACCCGGCGGUGGCUGCUCCCAGCGCGGUGCUGAGGGUGGUGGUGGAGAACCUGGUCUACCCUGUCACCCUGGACGCCCUCUGCCAGAUCUUCUCUAAGUUCGGCACCGUGUUGAGGAUCAUCGUCUUCACCAAGAACAGUCAGUUCCAGGCUCUGCUGCAGUACGCUGACGGAGCGUCCGCCCAGGCAGCUAAACUGUCUCUGGACGGACAGAACAUCUAUAACGGCUGCUGCACUCUGAGGAUCAGCUUCUCCAAACUCACCAGCCUCAACGUCAAAUACAACAACGAGAAGAGCCGAGACUUCACCAGACCAGACCUGCCCACCGGAGACAGCCAGCCCACCAUGGAGCACCCAGCCAUGGCCACGGCCUUCACUCCAGGUAUCAUCUCAGCUGCACCGUACGCUGGAGCCACUCACGCUUUCCCACCGGCCUUCACCAUCCAGCCCGCAGUCUCCUCCCCCUAUCCAGGCCUGACGGUCCCCGCUCUGCCCGGAGCCCUGGCCUCUCUGUCCCUCCCCGGGGCCACCAGGCUGGGAUUCCCCUCCAUGUCUGCUGGACACUGUGUCCUGCUGGUCAGCAACCUGAACCCAGAGAGAGUUACGCCCCACUGCCUCUUUAUUCUCUUCGGUGUUUAUGGAGACGUGAUGAGAGUGAAGAUUCUGUUCAACAAGAAGGAAAACGCUCUGGUUCAGAUGUCUGACAGCACACAGGCUCAGCUAGCCAUGAGUCACCUGAAUGGUCAGCGGCUGCACGGGAAGCCUCUGCGCAUCACGCUGUCCAAACACACCAAUGUCCAGCUUCCCCGUGAAGGCCACGAGGACCAGGGCCUGACCAAAGACUACAGCAACUCCCCUCUGCACCGUUUCAAGAAGCCCGGCUCCAAAAACUACUCCAACAUCUUCCCACCUUCAGCCACCCUGCACCUCUCCAACAUCCCCCCCUCUGUGGUAGAAGACGACCUCAAGAUGCUAUUUUCCAGCUCAGGAGCCAUGGUCAAGGCCUUCAAGUUCUUCCAGAAGGACCAUAAGAUGGCUCUGAUCCAGAUGGGCUCAGUGGAGGAGGCCAUCGAGUCCCUGAUCGAGUUCCACAAUCAUGACCUGGGAGAGAACCACCACCUGCGGGUCUCCUUUUCCAAGUCCUCCAUCUGAGCCUGGGACUCGACCGUCUGGAUGCCUGGUCACUCCUCUGGGAGCAGACUCGACGGUGUCCACUACACUCCGAUCAUUCCAACACACGUCUGCAGAAACCACCGUGAACUCUGGUGUGAUGUUGUUAAAUUAUUUUUGUAAAGCUCAUUGCCUUCAGAGAGGAUUAGGGUCUGUGGAGAAAACGCUGAGAUGACCCUCUGAAGAAGUCAGGGUUCUGAGUUUACGGUCAAGAUUUUAAGGAUCAAACAGAAGUCAGCGUGUUUCUCGCCUUCUUGUUGUGAAGUUGUUACCUGCAGCCACUCUUGCCUUUUGACUUUAAUCUCAGAGUUCAGGUGUUAAAGUCUGCGUUUUAAUUUAUUUCUCCAGAAUUUGAACUUCGGUCCUUUUGAAUUCAGACUUCCUUAACUCAGAAUUCUUUCUUUAAUCUCAGAUUUGUUUCCUUUGGCCCUAAACCUCUCCUGUAGUUUCCCCCUCUGAAGUAACUCUUCAGUCUUUAAAACGUCAGCUCUGACAACAUGAAUUAACCCUCAGGCUGUCAGAUCUUAGACUAGGUCUGGCUCAGACCGGCCUGGUUUGGCCUUCAGAUGAUCCCUGUGCCUUAUUCCUGGAGUCAGAAUGACCUCCACUUUGACUUGGAAAAAAAUAUCUCCCAUCAUGCCUCUGUAACUUAGCAAAGAGCAGGUUUACAGUUGAUAAAGGUUUACUGUUGAUGAGAUGUAUUACAGAUAUAUCCAUAUUUUUAGUGUAUUUUAUUGGUGUUUCCUUCAUGUCAGUGUUUUGUACUGCUGGUUACUGUAGCAUUGAACAUGUGAACUCAUUCUGUUUUAGUGGUUUGCUGGGUCUUUAGUCCUAGAUUCAAUUCUCUCUAUUUUUGUUUCUAUUCCUCUUUGAUUUCUUUAUUUCCAUGUAUGCAAUCACGUUUUAUUCAAAUCAAAUAUUGUAGCAAUAUUUUAAUCAUUCCUGAGCUUUUAUCGGUCGGGUUCUUUUUCAGUGUCUGUGCGAGCCGGCGGUUCCUCUCGCUGCUCUGCUGCCUUCACGAUGUGCGGACGAAUGUUUUUGUUUGUCGUGUUCUGUGGGAUUCGUUGUGAGUUGCGAUGUUAGCUUGUCUCGUCUGUCGCAUUGCCUCUCUGAACGGUUUUAUUUAUAAGUUUGUGAUCCACUACAGCUGAAACCAAAAACGGCCUUCUACAUGCAAACAAAUCUGCCUGCCUCAGGUCUCUGGUUUUAAGGACUAAAGAAGAUGGUGAAGUGGUUCAGACUCUCUCUUGGUGUUUUCCUGUGGGAAUGUUUUUAUUCGUUUCUCGACCGCUUCACUGGAUUCAGCCAACCGGUGCGACUUCAGUCUCUAUCGCAAAACCAGUUGUUCUGUGGAGUGCCUUCACUGCAGCGCUGAGUCCUACAUCAGGCAUUAACUCUUUACUCUGAGUUGACAGUUUGACGGAAAGAUGCUCGGUGGCCGUCAGACAUGUACUGAAACCAAGACAGCGUCGCGCUGAACUCAGACGGCGUCGUACUGAACUCAGACGGCGUCGUACUGAACUCAGGCGGCGUCGUACUGAACUCAGGCGGCGUCGCGCUGAAACCAGACGGCGUCCCGCUGAACUCAGACGGCGUCCCGCUGAACUCAGAUGGCGUCGUACUGAAACCAGACGGUGUCGCGCUGAACUCAGACGGCGUCGCGCUGAACCAGACGGCGUCGCGCUGAAACCAGACGGCGUGCGCUGAAACCAGACGGCACCGGUUCAGUUUAUCUGUGUCUUAAUAUUAUUACGUCGACAUUCCAGCCACUCGUCCACCUGCUCUUCAUCAUGACGAAGCUCCUUCACUGUCUGAACGUUUCCUCUAAUUGAGCUGCUGAGGGCUUCACAGUCGUGGUGUGUUCAAGACCUCUGGGAGAUUUGAAACUAGUUACUGAGUUUACUGAGUAAACAGCUGCUGCAUCACACUUCAGUCUCCUCCUCCUUCAUGUCCAGACCAGAUCCUGUCUCAGUCUGACUCAGCUGAUUUCCCGAGUGUCCCACAAUGCACUGCACAUCAGGUCCCUCCUCCCACUCUGUUUCUGGUCAGAGAGUCGAGGCUCCAGAUCUCACGGGGUGUUUAAGACCAGAUUCUCCCUCAGUAUGUAAAGAUAAACCAGCCAAUCAGAACGCGCACACACAGGCUGUAUCUACACUAAACUCCACCUCCAUGACCCCCCCUCUCUGUGUCUCUGUCGUGACCUUUGACCUCUCCACAUACAGGAUGCAAGAACCUCUAAUAUGAUUGGUCAGAUCCUGGAGUGAACUCUGAGACUGAGGCUCCUCACACUGUGGGAGGAGACGUGAAGUGAGCAGGCGUCUUCAUCAGAUGAAGAGUGUCCAAUCAGGUGAAGUCCAGGUGUUGAUCACUACACGGAGGCCGUGAGACGUUUCCUGUUCACAUCAACUUGAAUCCUCAACAGUUACUGACAUUUAAAUACUGAAACUACUCCCUCUCCCAGGUGACCUGAACGCACCACGAGCCCUCAGUGUCAGGUGAGACAGGUGAGACAGGUGAGGCAGGAAUGGGACCAGUCAGUAAGAGGUCAGGGGUCGGUGUGGGGGGUGGGGGGUAGUUAAAGUGUACAUACAUGUUUUCUACAGUUUGGUGUCUGAGAGGUGAUUGUUGGUUUUAUAUCUGAUGAAACGUGUAUAUUUUGAUUAAAGUGUGCGACGGUUCUGAGCCUUAAACUGUUUGUGUCACAAAGAAAAAAACAGAUUAAAUCACUUUUUAUCUAAA